Molecule: messenger RNA, 2310 nt
Organism: Punica granatum (pomegranate)
Lineage: Eukaryota; Viridiplantae; Streptophyta; Magnoliopsida; Myrtales; Lythraceae
Source: RefSeq, a predicted model, not a curated record
AAAAAAGGGGACCAAUCCCAAGGCUGUUCUCUUUCUUCUCCCUCCUCUCUCUCUCUCUGUCGAACUCUCCUCUCGUGUCGUUGGUUUGCCUUUACCUGCCCUUCUUCGACGGACGCGCUUCGGGGUUUUCCUGUUUUCGCCCCUCAACUUUCCCAUAUUUACCAGACGGCCCCACAAAACCUUCCCCUAUUUUGCUCGCAUUCAACCCGACUCACCACCUCACCAUCCUCUCAAUUCUUGAACCUCCAAUUCCGAUCAAUCCUCGCCUCCGAUCCUCAGUUUCCCCCUCGACGCUGUUCCUGGAACCCGAUUAGAGCUUCGGAAAUUGAACCCUACAGCCUCGGCUCGGAUCCUUGCUUGGUUUUCGUUUCCGACGAGGAACCUUGCCCAUCUUCAGAGGAAAAGGUCAACAUUUGUCUAGUUGCUGGUGACGGGGAAGCGGUGAUUGAGCCCGGAGCCCCGGUUUUAAGGUUUAUAUAAACUGGAGCUAUCGGGAUGUUAGUUUUCAGUAGAAACAGCUUCAGCAAGAUCAUCAGCUGUUUCUGUCAUCUGUCUGAAUGGCACCCACUGGAAUAGCAGAGCUGAUCUGGGCUUGAAAGCCCCGCAUCCUCGCCCCUUCCAAGCAUCAGUUUUGGUAUCCAUUUUUUUGAGUGCUGAGAUAUUGGGAACCUGGGACAAACCCUAUUUGGGAAUCUUGUCAUGUUUACUAAGAGCUAUCCACUUGCAAGAUUCAUGGGCUGCUGCAGCUGCUUUGGGUUUGCCCGGAGGCCGAAAAGACCAUUCCAGCCCAUUCCGGGAUACAAUAACCACCUGUCUCAGUCCCAGGAGCUGUUGUUGGAUGAGGAAGAUGAUAUAGAAGACUAUGAUGAUCGCUCAUAUAAUGGUGAUACCACCAACACUGCCCACGGCGACGACGGGGAACUGCAGAGCCGUGCAAAACGCUCUGAAGAGAUUUUGAGGCUAAGAGAACAGAAUGGCUUGAUUUGCAGGCAGUAUCCUGUUAAGGAAACCCACCAACUUAUUCGUUCAGAGGAUGAAGAUGGGAACAAGACAAUCAAUGAGUAUGUCAGAGAGCGUAAAAUUGGUUCUGGUAGCUAUGGCAAAGUGGUUUUGUAUCGAAGCCGUGUUGAUGGGAAGCAUUACGCAAUAAAGGCCUUUCAUAAGUCUCACUUGCUGAAGCUCCGUGUUGCGCCUUCAGAGACUGCUAUGACUGAUGUUCUUCGAGAGGUUUUGAUCAUGAAAAUGUUGGAUCAUCCUAAUAUUGUCAACCUCGUUGAGGUGAUCGAUGACUUAGACACAGAUCACUUCUACAUGGUUCUUGAGUAUGUUGAUGGCAAAUGGGAUUCCGAUGGAUCAAGCCCACCUGUGGGCAUUGGAGAAAAUACUGCUAGAAAAUAUCUUAGGGAUAUCGUGUCAGGGCUGACAUACCUCCAUGCACAUAACAUAGUUCAUGGAGACAUCAAACCUGAUAAUCUUUUAGUGACUCGUGCUGGCACCGUGAAGAUUGGAGAUUUCAGUGUCAGUCAAGUAUUUGAGGAUGACAAUGACGAGCUUCGGCGAUCUCCAGGGACCCCUGUCUUCACUGCACCUGAGUGCUGUCUCGGUCUGUUCCUUUUUCCAGAGGAGAUGAAGGGUCUUACUUACCAUGGAAGGGCUGCUGACACGUGGGCCGUUGGUGUUACCCUAUAUUGUAUGGUAUUAGGGCAUUAUCCAUUUCUUGGGGAAACUCUCCAGGACACAUAUGACAAGAUUGUUCACAGCCCAUUAGUACUUCCCGACACUAUGAACCCGCAGCUGAGGAAUUUACUGGAGGGAAUACUCUGCAAAGACCCAACUCAGAGGUUGACAUUAGAAGCUGUUGCAUCACACGAGUGGCUCAUCGGAGAAGACGGUCCUAUCCCUCAAUAUCUAUGCUGGUGCAAGCGGAAGUCUCUGCAGGGGGCUGAACCCAACAUGAACAAUGAAGAAGAUAUGUGAAAAUUUCACUAACUGCAAUUUUUGUUUGUUCAUUUGUAGUUUGGAAACUGUCGAUAUGUAUAGGUGAAACCCUUGUAGGUUACCGUUUUCCAUCUGGAGGUAGCUGUGAGGAAGACUUCUAUCCUUAUAUUAAGAAGAGAGGAUGUAAGGCUGUCUCAUUUAUAGUAUGAAGGUGGAGGAGGAUGUGAGCUUUUGGUUGCGAUUCGAUGAGGAAAAGAUUUGCUCUCAUUGCUCGCUAAAUUUUUCCUUAUUUUCUUGGUAGAUUGAUCGGCAAUGGUUCCUUGUGAGUGUGAGCACAUACUUGAUGUUAUUGUGCGUUUCAUUCUCUUCUUA